AUGGGGAGGUGUUCCCCCAAGAGAAGUUCCCCCAAGAGAGGUUGCACUGUAUUAGUUUCUAACCAGAAAUCAAACUUUUUUGACGAUAAUUUUGAAAAGUUAUCACAUAUAGGGAGGGGUGGGUUUGGAGAGGUAUAUCACGUGAGGCAUAUGAUUGAAGGGGAAGAGUAUGCGGUCAAAAUUGUUAAGUUCUUUGACAUUUAUGGCGAUCACAAAAGAAAGGAAAUUUUAAAAGAGGUCCAAAAUUUAGUUAAAUUACGUUCAGAUUUUGUGGUCAAUUACCGCAACUCAUGGCAUGAAGACAAUCAUCUUUACAUUCAAAUGGAUUAUUAUCCACAAAAUCUACAGAAGAUUAUCGAUAAUAAGCACACAGUCUUUGAGAGACAAAAGGGAGAACCGAUGAAAGUCUACGAAUAUUUUAUUUCUUGCGAAAUACUUAAAGAACUAUUAGAUUGUGUGAAGUAUUUACACGACUCGUGUCCACCGGUUAUCCAUCGGGAUCUCAAACCGACAAAUGUUUUGAUUUUACAAAAUAGUAAUAAUAAUCGGUUUCUAAAACUUUGUGACUUCGGUUCCGCCACUUUCCACGACAUGACAUCCAUGAGUCACACCCCUAAUGUCGGAACCGCACAAUAUAUGGCACCAGAAUUAUAUCAGUCUCGAUAUACCAUUAAGGCUGACAUCUAUAGCCUAGGAUGCAACUUCUCUAUAGUGAACGGCCAGUUGCACGACAAAAGUGUUCAUUAUAGGGAGGGUACAUCCAAGGCAGGUUCGAGUAAUAAUGUAAUGUUAAGCAACUAG
Molecule: messenger RNA, 801 nt
Organism: Medioppia subpectinata
Lineage: Eukaryota; Metazoa; Arthropoda; Arachnida; Sarcoptiformes; Oppiidae
Source: the annotation of a GenBank genome assembly